CGGAUCAUCUCCGGUGCCCGCCGUGCCCGCGGAGGGAGGGCCCUCGCCCGGCGAGUGGCCAAUCCGGGCGGGCGCUGGCGGCGAGCAGGGGCAGAAUGGGCUGUAGUUGAGCGAAAUAGGGAAAGCGGCGAACAGUGUGGAGCGUUCCCGGUGUAAAUAAAAGGGGGGGCGCAAAAAAAAAAAAAAAAAAAAGUUUGUGGAAGUCGCCGCCCUGCAGCCUCGCUCGGGCAGCGGCGCGGGGGCUUGUGCGGUGCGGGAGCCCGGCACGGAGGACUUUAGUGCGCGGCGUUAACACGCUCUGCCUAUUGUUUGUGUUUUUUUCCAAAAUAUGGCAAAGGUUCAGGUGAACAAUGUAGUGGUGUUGGAUAAUCCUUCUCCUUUCUACAAUCCUUUCCAGUUCGAAAUCACAUUCGAGUGCAUAGAGGACCUGUCUGAAGAUUUGGAAUGGAAAAUAAUUUAUGUGGGUUCAGCUGAAAGUGAAGAAUAUGAUCAGGUGUUAGACUCUGUUUUAGUUGGACCUGUUCCUGCAGGCAGACACAUGUUUGUAUUUCAGGCUGAUGCACCUAACCCAGGGCUUAUUCCAGAUGCAGAUGCAGUAGGUGUAACAGUUGUGCUAAUUACAUGCACGUACCGAGGUCAAGAAUUUAUUAGAGUCGGCUACUAUGUGAACAAUGAAUAUACUGAAACAGAACUGAGAGAGAAUCCACCAGUCAAGCCAGAUUUUUCUAAGCUUCAAAGGAAUAUUUUGGCAUCUAAUCCCAGAGUCACAAGAUUCCACAUUAAUUGGGAGGACAACACUGAAAAACUGGAAGAUGCAGAGAGCAGUAACCCAAAUCUACAGUCCUUGCUUUCCACAGAUGCAUUACCUUCAGCAUCAAAGGGGUGGUCAACAUCAGAAAAUUCACUAAAUGUUAUGUUAGAAUCUCAUAUGGACUGCAUGUGACUAACCACCAUCCUUUUGGUACUGUAUAUGUGUUAAACUGUAAAAACAACCAGAACUAUUUCCUUCAAAUUCCAUAAAUACAUAGUUGAAGCAAUGUGAAGAACUUGUUUUAAAACAUCCUGUAGAAAGUUUAUAAAAAAAAAACCAAAAAAACCCAACAAACAAACAGUAUUUGAGCAGAUUGUGAAAUAUAAAUACAACUAUUUUUAAGUAA
Molecule: messenger RNA, 1157 nt
Organism: Onychostruthus taczanowskii (white-rumped snowfinch)
Lineage: Eukaryota; Metazoa; Chordata; Aves; Passeriformes; Passeridae
Gene: ASF1A
Product: anti-silencing function 1A histone chaperone
Exons: 4
Coding region: 329-943 (204 amino acids)
Biological process (GO): DNA replication-dependent chromatin assembly
Cellular component (GO): nucleus
Molecular function (GO): histone binding
Source: RefSeq, a predicted model, not a curated record